Lolium perenne is the source of this 858-nucleotide messenger RNA. RefSeq lists its product as uncharacterized. Gene Ontology annotation, molecular function: sterol binding. NCBI's taxonomy places the organism in Eukaryota, Viridiplantae, Streptophyta, Magnoliopsida, Poales, Poaceae. The record is from RefSeq and is a predicted model, not a curated record. Gene Ontology annotation, biological process: sterol transport.
UAUAAAUCCAACCAACCCCGGUCUCCCGCCUCACACAGUCCUCCAGCUCUCCAAGUCCAACCCCACGACCAUGGCGACCAAGCAGAGCCUCCUCGCCGCCGCCGCCGCCGCCUACCUCCUCCUCCUUCUCCCCUCGGCCUCCGCCGUCCCAGACGUCGAGUACUGCAAUAAGACCAAGAACUACCCGGUGAAGGUGAACGGCGUGAAGAUCGUGCCUGAUCCGGUCAAGCGCGGCGUGCCGACCACCUUCAAGAUCUCCGCUUCCUCUGAUAAAACCAUCAGUAAGGGGAAGCUGGUUAUUGAUGUUACGUACUUUUGGAUCUUCGAAGUGUACUCUGAGACAGCUGACAUCUGUACAAAGACUUCCUGUCCGGCAGCUGGUGAAUUUGAACUAUCUCACGGGCAGACCUUGUCAUCACUCACUCCGCCAGGCUCUUACACCAUUGAAAUGAAGAUGCUGGGCGAGAACGAUGAGGAACUGAGCUGCAUCUCCUUCGGGUUCAGAAUUGGCUUCAUUGCACCGGUCGCCUUGAGCUGAACGCAUCUGAGCUGAGCACCAGUUGCAUGCAGAAAUAAAAAGUACUUGUGGAUGUAACUUUAGAAACCUAUUUAUCCUAGUAUAUUUUGUCUGUAUAUGUUCUGAAACUGGGGAGAACAAGAUGAAUGUCGAGGGUUUGUGUGUCCGGCUUGGCAUGAAUAUGGUUUGUAUGUUCUCUGUAACGGGUAAAGGUGGAGGUCUAGCUUUGUUUUGGGAUGAGAGUUUUGAUGUGGAGUUGAAUAAGUUUGGUGAACACUUUAUUGAUGUAAGCCUUGUAUUGAAACAAAAUAGACUUGUCCAGUAGCAUAGCGUUACCAUCA